Molecule: messenger RNA, 2159 nt
Organism: Danio rerio (zebrafish)
Lineage: Eukaryota; Metazoa; Chordata; Actinopteri; Cypriniformes; Danionidae
Gene: neurl2
Product: neuralized E3 ubiquitin protein ligase 2
Biological process (GO): protein ubiquitination; intracellular signal transduction
Cellular component (GO): cytoplasm
Source: RefSeq, marked provisional
GGCAAAACAAAACUUUUAAAAAGGAUUCCACCAAAAUGGAAGACUCCUACCCCUGAAAAAAAAUGUAAAUAUUGUGCUUGAAGAGACUUUGUAUUCUUGCUUCAAAACAAAAACAUUCUUGUUUUGAUUAAUUUGAAGACACUUUCAAAAAUGACAGCAGUUUUGGAUCAGUUUAUGGAAUUUCACUCAGUUCAUGGGACCAACGUUCAACUGGACCCUUCGAGGACUCGAGCCACCAGAGUAGAAAGUUUUGCAAAUGGCGUCUGCUUCAGUAAAGACCCUUUAAGCCCAGGGGAGAUUUUCCUAGUGGAGAUUGAAGAGAAAGAACUAGGCUGGUGUGGUCAUUUGAGGAUCGGACUGACUGCCCAUGACCCUCGAACGCUGGACACUGUGCCAGAAUACUCUUUGCCUGACCUGGUAGAAAAGGGAGACAGCUGGGUGUUCGCAAUCACAAGAAAUCACAAUAAAGUCACUGAGGAUGAAGGAGCAGAAGUAGAACAGCCAAAUGAGGGUAAUGACACCAGCAACAAACCUAAAACCUUUUUCACAGACACUCAUUUGUAUAUUGAAAACAUGGGAAUACCUAGAGAUAAACUAGUGGGACGCAGUCGUCCGGGGAGGUUCAGUCACAUUCUGGAUGAUCUGUACAAAACCAACGCUCUACCACCAACUGCCCGCCGUAGUCGGAUAGGGGUUGUCUAUGUACCAAAGGGAGAAGGUUGUGCCAACAUGCACAUUGUCAUCAACGGUGAAGACAUGGGAGCCUCUGCUAAAAGGAUUCCCACUAAUAAACCAUUAUAUGCAGUUGUGGAUGUAUUUGCAGCUACUAAAUGUGUUCGGAUUGUUCAGGUGGAAUAUGGCUUUGCCUCAUUGCAGACACUCUGCCGAAAGACUAUCCAGAAACACAUCGUUCACAGGAUGGCUUUGGAUUGGUUGGAACUUCCGGAGUUACUGAAACAUUAUUGCAAAUAUGAGUGAGCAAAACAUAUUGGCCCUUGGCCUUGUGGAUAAUUAUGGACACUUUUUUUUUGCUUACAUGUUGGCUGUGUUAAUGCAAGUACUGUAGCUUAAAGGUUGGUAAAAGGGGGAUUCUUUUAUUGAAGUUGAAUAGUUUACCCUGAUUGGCGUUCAGAAAUCUAUUUUACAAUAAAUAAAUAAAUAAAUAGUUAUACUUGGGACCUUCUGGAGAAAAAUAUCCAAACGUUAUUAAGAAGGCUUCUAUUUAAUUCAAUAAAAAAAUGUGUAGUAUUUAAGCAAAUUUUUUAAAGUUUGGUUUUGCUUUUUAAAACUCUGCUUUUGAGGAUAGCAAUCCAAAUAUAUGUAAGUAUGCAAUUAGAAUUAUCUGGUUUUGUUGGUACAAAUUUCAGAGUUUGUUUUGUAAACUGAAAAAUUUGUGUGUGUUGUAUGUGUUUUUUUUUUUUUCAAUGUGAUACUAAAAGCAGCAAAAUGUAUGUUUCUGAUAUUGACAUACGUUUUCAUUAUUUAAACAAACUGUUAUGACUUUCAGGAUAAUUUAGGAUAAAGAUUAAUGUCAUCAAUAUUAAUGCCUUUAUGGAAGUUAUCAUGGCUCUUUCUGGUCAUUUUGGACAGAUUUUUUGUUCUUUACAAUUUCAGAAAUAAAGGUACGCAAACUGUCACUGGGGUGGUACCUUUUCAAAAGGUACACAUUUUUUACUUAAAGUGGAGGUGUGGCACCCAACCCCACCCCUAACCCCAACCGUCAUUGGGUGAUGAGCAAAUCAUACUAAAUUGUACAAAUUCAUACUAAUUAGCCACUAAAUCAAAAAGUUAUGAAUUGCUGUAAAAUUGUGUUGGUACCUCAAAAGUAUAUAUUAGUACCAAAGAUUUUAAAAGGAACACUUUUGUACUUUUUAGGUAAUACAGUAUGUACCCUUGAGGUAUUAAUAUGGACCUUAGGUACAAAGUUGUACCUUUUGAAAAGGUACCACCAGUAACAGCUGCCAUUCCUUUGUUUCUGAGAGUGUAGACAUGUGUAACUUUACAUUGAUGCUUAAAAGUUAAGCAUCCGUUUAGAUGGUAGCAAAUACUUGUUUAACAGGAGCCACUGAAGUUGCUUUAUUUGUUCUUCUUUUGUUCUUAUUCAACUAAAAAGUAAUCAUCACAACAGUAUAAUAAAUAUUCUUUAAAUUCAGGGAACA